GUCAAGUUUGAAGAAAUGCCAUCCAGCAUCCCGGACGGUCCCUAUGAAGUGAACGUGGAUCUGUCCGCCGUCCGGGAAACAUUUAAAUCCUCUGAUGAAUUCUCCAUCAUCAAGGAUGAUCACGCAAGGACCCAAAUCCCGUUCGCCUUUGGGGCGUACUUGAAGGGUUUCCCCAAAGGUGCUGGUCGGCUAUCGGCAGGGGUGGCCCUCUUGGACAAGGAUCCCGAGGCCAAAAAAUGGAACGACUCCAUUGUUUCAGACCUUUAUGGCAAAAUUGGCCAGGUCCUGCUGCGUCCCUUCGUUGCUCAGCUUCAAAAUAAUCUGGGGAGGCCGGUUCAGGCUUCUGAUCUUCCCAAAGAUGACAUUAUACAGGCUCAG
Cuscuta europaea is the source of this 378-nucleotide messenger RNA. The record is from the annotation of a GenBank genome assembly. Lineage: Eukaryota; Viridiplantae; Streptophyta; Magnoliopsida; Solanales; Convolvulaceae.